AUCAGUUUAAACUUAGCUAUUGAGUAGAACAGACGUUUUAAAAUUUACAUCUAGAAUUCAUUUCUAUAAUAAACUUUUAUGCAAGUUUUUAUUGCAACAAUAAUAUCGAAUACUGAAUAUCGAAUGAAAUAACACAAAACAAAACAAAUUAACGCCUUACAAAGAAAUUACUUGAAAUACACACCGCAAAGGCAAACUACACGGAUAGCUGUAAUCUAUAUUCGCAUUCCAAGUUUUUUUUCUUUUCACAUAGCAUUGAUAUACAAAUUGUAGUAAAUUUCGCAUCAAUACAUAGAAAAAGUAUCAGGAAAUAAAAUUAUUCCUUGUUCCCUGGAGAUACAUUUCUCAAUAAAAUCCAAAAUUUGAGAAAUUAUAAUUCUUUUUCUAUUGAAAUCGUUACGAAUAAAAGGAAGUUUUCGCAUUGAGUCGACAGUACAAAGUACAGUAGCACUUCAUCUCUUCAUUUGUGAAAAAUUAUACCAACGUUUUCGAAGUAACCGUGUGAUAAUUCAUAUAAAAAGUAUUACAGUGUUUGUAAUUAGUUAAUAUAUAUUUUGUAUUCUGUGACACGAAUUUUCUCUUUUUUUCUGAGAAUAUCCAACGUAGUUAAACCAGUCGUCGUAAAUCAUGUCAUCAAUGAUAAAGUUUUCAGGUUUCAAAAAUUUAAUCAGAAUUUGCUUCGAAAAACUCAAUCGAAAUGCGUGAACUAGCAUCUAGAAUUUGUCGAGACUACCUCACUGGGGCAUGGAAAACAAUAUCAGCAUCAGAUUUACACAUUAAACGAAUUAGUGGUGGUCUUUCAAAUUUUCUCUACUACGUAAGUUUACCCGAUGAUAUUGAUUCCUGUCAUAAGGUAAAAAAUAUCAAACGUGCUAGAAAGGAUACAACACCACAAGAACCGAAAGAAGUGCUAUUACGCAUUUACGGUCGCACGCAUGGUGAGCAGCAACUUGAAACGGUACUAACUGACACAGUUGUAUUUACCUUGCUCAGUGAACGAAAAUUGGGUCCAAAACUGCAUGGCAUUUUCCCUGGUGGCAGAAUUGAACAAUAUAUUCCGGCACGACCAUUAACAACGAAUGAAUUAAGUGAUGCAAAAAUAUCAUGUAAAAUAGCGGAGAAGAUGGCAAAAAUACACAAAUUAAGUAUACCUGUAUCAAAGGAACCUGAUUGGCUUUGGAUCACGAUGGAUCGAUGGCUUCAAAAUGUUGAAGAUGUUUUAAAAAAUUACACAACAAAAAAUACACACGAAUUGAAAAUAAUGGAGACAGUACGAAAAAUUGAUUUCAAAAAAGAGCUGGUAUGGUUGAAAUCCGCGGUAGAAGUACAAGAGUUUCCAGUAGUAUUUUGCCACAACGAUCUUCAAGAAGGAAACAUUCUCCUAAGAGAGCAAUCAAGCAGUUUAUCGUCACCCAGCAGCUCAACAGAACAGCUCAGUUCAUUUUUCGAUGACACAACCAUAUUAGAUGGACACUUUGAUCGACAUGAUAAUUUCAAUGGAAAUUUAAAUCCAAUCAACAAAAUGCAUUCAAGAAAGCGCUCAUUAAGUGACAGCCAAGAUGAAGACUUGGAUAAUACGCGAGACUCAUUACUCAGUGACCAAUCACAGUUCUCUGCUGAAACAAACAAUGAACCAGAAUUAAUGAUAAUUGAUUUUGAGUAUUGUGCCUACAAUUAUCGAGGAUUUGAUUUGGCAAAUCAUUUCAUUGAGUGGAUGAUGGAUUAUACGAUUAAAGAGUAUCCAUUUUUUUCAUAUGAAAGCGAUAUGUAUCCAAACAAAGAGCAACAGGAGCGAUUUUUAAGAGCAUACUUAAUUGAACUGUCUUCAAAUCCCGAUUACAUACCAGCUGCGUCUGAAAUCGAUGAGCUAAUAAAUGAAGUCUUAUGCUUCACUAUGGCAUCUCAUUUUCUCUGGACACUAUGGUCAUUUGUUAAUGUUCAUCAAGAUAUUGAAUUCGGAUAUUGGGACUAUGGACAAAAGAGAGCAACUGCAUAUUUUGCCGCAAAAGAAACAUAUAUGAAAGCCAAAGGAAUAGAUUCUAAACGAACACAUACACUAGAUGAUCGAAAAUGAGUGAAGUGAAAUUGAAAUUUCGAAACGCAUAACUUUCGUUAAAAUUGUGUAAUUGAAAAUGAUAAUCGAUGCAUUUUUGUAAUUCCACAUUGUCAACCGUGGAUAUGUUUCAAAUACAAAGACAUUUGUGACAAUUAUUUAUGCACUGAAUAAUGAACAAUUUGAUUGUCAAGUAGGAGUACGAGGUGCGAAUAGUAUUAUGGUUUCGGACUUUGACUUUCAUGAAUCUCAUCGCAUGGUAAAGGUUAAAAAAUAUUUCUUCACAGCGUAAAUAAAAACGCCCUAUUUAAAAUAAAUGCUUUAUAAAAAAUAAACGGAUAUCAUUCGAAAAA
Molecule: messenger RNA, 2406 nt
Organism: Contarinia nasturtii (swede midge)
Lineage: Eukaryota; Metazoa; Arthropoda; Insecta; Diptera; Cecidomyiidae
Product: choline/ethanolamine kinase
Exons: 11
Coding region: 698-2074 (458 amino acids)
Biological process (GO): CDP-choline pathway; phosphatidylethanolamine biosynthetic process
Cellular component (GO): cytoplasm
Molecular function (GO): ethanolamine kinase activity; choline kinase activity
Source: RefSeq, a predicted model, not a curated record